This is a messenger RNA of Musca domestica (house fly), 2548 nucleotides long. RefSeq names its product protein phosphatase 1 regulatory subunit 12A-like. The transcript is spliced from 7 exons. Gene Ontology annotation, cellular component: cytoplasm. Bases 1103 to 2143 code for a protein of 346 amino acids. Gene Ontology annotation, molecular function: phosphatase regulator activity; protein binding; enzyme inhibitor activity. The record is from RefSeq and is a predicted model, not a curated record. Lineage: Eukaryota; Metazoa; Arthropoda; Insecta; Diptera; Muscidae.
CUCAAACGACUUCGUUCUUUAAAUCCGAGCAACAGUCAACAUAUUUUUGUGCUUUAUUUUUCAUAGAAAAAUAAGUGAUAUUUAUUCGGUAACGCGUUUAAUAUUCGUAAUUUUACUAUUUUGCGGAAUUUCGGUGAUCAAAUAAACGAAACAGCAACAAAAGAAAAUUCCAUGUGUAUAAAUAGAAAAUACAACAAGAUUUUAGUUUUCUACUGUCUGCCACAAAAAAGUGUAUCUGUGUUUGUGUGUAGCGAGUGAGUUGUUGAGUGCAUAAAAAGAAAACGACGAAAUAAUUGUCUGAGAAUUCAUCCCAAAAAAGCCAAGAUAACAUUUCCCCACAACAAAUUAAAAGAAAAUUUUCAAGUGAAUGUGAAGAAUUACGCAAAAUGAGGAAAGAAGAAACGGCAAAAGAAAACAAAAGAUACAAGAAUAAAAAAUUAUAAAUCCACACAAAAGAAAGAAAAGAAAGAAUAGCGUGUAAUUGAAAGAAAUUUUAGUGACAAAUUGUUAUUGUGACCAAAAAACAGUAGUAAUAAUAAUAAUAAUAUUAAUAUUCAUUGAAAAGAAGUGACCCAAUAAACAAAAUCAAAAAAAAAAAAUAAUAAAAGAAAAGGAAUUUUACAACCAAAACAUCAAGCAACUAACCGACCUGUCAGCCAACCCGCCUUUUGGCAAAUCUCGCACAUAGUGUUAAUUUGUUUUACACUCCCUGUGUGUGUGUGUGCCUGCGUGCGUGUAUGAGCGUGUGUGUGUCUGUGAAUGCAAGUGCAUUAUUGCGUGCCUCUUGAUAUUUAAUUAUUAUCCAAGGGGAUAACGCACCGCCAGCCAGCCUAUCAGUCAGCCCGCCCGCCCGCCAGACUGUGUCGCACUGUACAAAUUGUUUGCGACAGUAACAAUAACAAGAACAACAAACAACAUUAACGCCACAUUGCAGUGCGUUAAAAUCCCCAUCCCAUUUUCAACAUCAUCAGCAACCGAGAGCCAUCAACGAAAUUCACAUCAUAGACAUUCAUCAUCCCCAUCAGCUUCAUUCUCGUCAGCAGCAGCAGCAGCAUUACCAGCAUCACCAUCGUCGCCAUCAUCGCCGUGCUAAAGAUCCAAGAUGACAUCUUUAGAUAUACGCAAUAAUUCGGCCGUUAUGAAACGUGCCGAACAGCUCAAACGCUGGGAAGAGUCCGAUACAAAUCAACAGCCGCCCGUACCGCGGCCAGAUCGCGGCAGCCGCAUCAAAUUCUCAUCGGGUUGUAUAUUUUUGGCCGCCUGUUUGGCCGGCGAUAAAGAGGAGGUUUUGAAACUGCUCGAACAGGGUGCUGACAUAAAUACCGCCAAUGUUGAUGGAUUGACAGCUUUGCAUCAGGCCUGCAUCGAUGAUAAUCUAGAAAUGGUCGAAUUUCUGGUGGAACAAGGCGCCGAUAUAAACAGACAAGACAACGAAGGUUGGACACCCCUGCACGCCACAGCCUCAUGCGGCUUUGUGAGCAUAGCACGCUAUUUGGUGGAGCAUGGUGCCGAUGUUGCUGCCGUCAAUAGCGAUGGUGAUUUAGCCGUGGACUUGGCUGUCGACAUCCAACAUUUGCCCAUGAUUGAUUUCAUGCAAAAAAUGGUGGCCGAACAACAAAUUGAUUGCGCCAAAGCCCGCCAAGCCGAACAACAACAAAUGCUGGCCGAUGCCAAAAAAUGGCUGCGCAGCGAUGCUGCCGAAAUUGAUAGACCACAUCCGAAGACGGGUGCAACAGCGCUGCACGUUGCUGCAGCAAAGGGUUAUACAAAGGUUUUAAGUUUACUGCUCGCUGGACGUGCUAAUGUUGAUGCUCAAGACAACGAUGGUUGGACACCAUUGCAUGCUGCCGCCCAUUGGGGCCAAAAGGAGGCAGCCCAGAUGCUGCUCGAUGCCAUGGCCGAUAUGGAUGCCCAUAAUUAUGCCGGUCAGACGUGUAUCGAUGUGGCCGAUCGUAAAAUGGUUAAAUAUUUGGAAGAAUAUCGAGCCAAUAACAAACGUAUUAAACGAAGGCCAUCUAGUCAAAUCAGUCGAAUCUCAGAUACAAUUGAAAAUCAUAUGGAUAAGACACCACCCAAAAUUAUACGUGUUGAAGUUCGACCUGAUAAUAAUAAGGACCAUCCUAAUGGGUCCCAUGGCCGUUAAUAAAAAAUACAUUUUCAAUGUAUUUCCAUUUCAUUUAUGAUUCCAUUCGAUACCAUUUUAAGCAUUUCUUCAUUUGUUUUCCAUAAUUCAUUAUAAGUUUUUGUUUCUCUUACGAUACGAUGCGUGCGUCUCUCAUGUCUACAUCAUUUCGAUUAUGGUCCAUUAUCAAUGUCAUCUUUAUCACAAUAAUCAAUUAAAUUUCACAUGUUUUCAUUACGAUUACAUAAUUUUCUCUAUCUACAUCAUAUUGAUGUCUAAACUAUAACUUGAUGGAUGAUUUUGUUGUUCUCUCCACAUUUCCUUUUGAUUCUUGUGUCUACUUUCCCCUUUUUGUUUUUGUUAUUUGUUUCUUGAAAUUUGUAUCGUUUUACUUUUUUGUGUUGUUGUAAAUGCUGUCCACAACAC